Messenger RNA from Neospora caninum, 2049 nucleotides. RefSeq lists its product as hypothetical. NCBI's taxonomy places the organism in Eukaryota, Apicomplexa, Conoidasida, Eucoccidiorida, Sarcocystidae. Bases 1 to 2049 code for a protein of 682 amino acids. The transcript has 2 exons. Gene Ontology annotation, molecular function: glutaminyl-peptide cyclotransferase activity. The record is from RefSeq and is a predicted model, not a curated record.
AUGGCGCCUGGGUUCUCGGUAAAUCGCCCCGCGUCUGUGAGAGACAAAGCGUUUCCCCGAGCGACGCGUCCGCGUUCAACUGUCUCGGGAGACGGCGCUGUCACCGCGCAGAUCUGCUCUUCGGCUGGUCCCUGUCGACUGUGCUGCAUCGGCCUCGCCUCGCUGCUCACCUGCCUCUGUCUCUUCUUUUUCCCGUCUCUGCUGCGCACGCCCUUCUCGUUGUGGCCUUCCUCUGCUCCGCCUGCGCUGCGCGACGACGCUGCGUCAACUUCCGCUUCUCCGGCGCUUCUCGCCGCGCCUUCCUCCCGGCCUUCCUCGCCGCCCGCCUCGCGCGCGCCGCGCGAACUCGGCGCCUGGGGCGCCGCUCCGCGCUUCUUCUCCUUCGCGCCUGCCUCGCUGCAGACCUUUGAACACGACGCGGCGGCUGCAGCCUCGCCAGUGGACGCGUCUCGAGCGGUUCGCCUGCCGCCGUUCACGCAGGCGCUGCUUCCGUCGCCGUUCCAGCCCUCGCGCAAGGAUCUCCUCGCGCGCCUGCGCACCUCGCCCUCUCGCCUCUCUGCACAGGCACAGGCAUGCCACGAAGCCUUCGACGGCGCCUCGGUCCUCGUCGAGACUUCCGGCCUCUACGAGGUGUCGUAUAUGCGCGAAUUCGACUUCUGCACGGGGAAAACCCUCCGGAAACUGUACCUUCAUCCGUCGCUCUUCGCCGAAGGCGUCGCGUUCCUCUGGGACGCCGAGAAUGGGAGACUCGUCCUCCUCCUGCUGACGUGGCUCGAGAAUCGCCUGAUCGCCCUCGACGCAGCCUCCUGGAAAGAAAUUGCGCAGCUUCAAGUCCAGUUCGAAGGCUGGGGCCUCGCCUCCUCGCUCUCAUCCCACGACGCUGCCCUAGCCGUCGCAAACCUCUCUUCUCGCUCUUCUCCUCCCUCUUCGUCCUUGGCUUCGGAUUCGUUGUCGGCUGAGGAGCUCCAGCGGCUGCAAGCCCAGGUGGCGAACCAAAGACUUUGGGCCACGACUGGAAGCGACGUGCUGCUCGAGUUGGACGUCUCCAGUCUGCUUGCUUCCAUGCGCCGCAGCGAAGCUGCCUCGCGACGCCUCCAAAAAAACAGCACUCCCUCUCCCUCUUCUUCUCCCCCUUCCUCGUCUCCCCUUUCUUCUUCUCCCCCUUCCUCGUCUCCCCUUUCUUCUUCUCCCUCGUCUUCUCCCUCUUCGUUUGCGGGCGUUGUGAAUGUCGGGGAGUCGCAGGCGGUGGACGGGACACCCCUGGAGCCUGCCGAGCCGGUUCCUUCCGAAGAGCCGCUGGCAAGUCGGCAAACGAAUUUGCUGGUGCGCCUCGGGUCCCUGCUUGUCGGCGGGGCGACCGUGGGAGUGGAAGACCUCAAGGAGAAGGCUGAAGAUCUGGAAAUGCUGAUCGAGACGGAGAAGAAGCGAUCACCAGCUGCCGUGGUCUCUGAGGUGCCCUACACCCCGCCGCACCAGCAUGCGUCUCCGGCGCUCACGGCCCCCGCGCUGCGCGCCGCCCGCGACUUGCCGCUUGUUCUUGUCAAGCGUCAGACCCCGAUUUCCUGUCUCGGUCGCCCGCUGCCGCGAGUGAACGAACUAGAGUAUCUCCCAGACACAGGCUCUCUAAUUGGCAACAUCUAUGGUGAAUCUGUCCUCGUGGAGAUCGAUGUCAACACCGGGAACUGCCGGUCUCUCGUCUCCUUCGGCGGCGCCGACGGCGUUACCAAGUCGUCGGACAGAUCCGUGAAGGUGAUGAACGGCGUCUCGCUUCUCCCACGGAGACAGUCGCCUUCUGCCAACCCGCCUGCGUCCUCGACGGCUCUCCCCACGUCGGCAGCCAGCGGGCACAGUUGGAGCAGACUCUCUUCUUCUCUCUCUUCUCUGUCUUCUCUCUCUUCUCUCUCGCUGAUUGUAACGGGCAAGCAGUGGCGCGAGUUGCAUGUGGCUGAGCUCGUGGAGCUUGUGCCGCCCAGAGCGCUGGUCAGCUACUCAGAAGUCCAUCGCGUUUUCCCCGGAUUCUUCAACCCCGCUGGCGUCGCAAGAACUUAG